Messenger RNA from Labrus bergylta (ballan wrasse), 249 nucleotides. The record is from RefSeq and is a predicted model, not a curated record. NCBI's taxonomy places the organism in Eukaryota, Metazoa, Chordata, Actinopteri, Labriformes, Labridae.
UGUGUCUCUGCUUCUUGUGUGUCUGCUUGUUGCGCGUCUGCUUGUUGCGCGUCUGCUUGUUGUGUCUCUGCUUCUUGUGUGUCUGCUUGUUGUGCGUCUGCUUGUUGCGUCUCUGCUUGUUCGUCUGCUUGUUGUACUUCUUGUUGUCGUGCGUCUUGUUGUCGUGCGUCUUGUUGUCGUGCGUCUUCUUGUUGUGUCUCUGCUUGUUGUGUCUCUGCUUGUUGUGUCUCUUCUUGUUGUGUGUCUGCU